This is a messenger RNA of Xenopus tropicalis (tropical clawed frog), 1697 nucleotides long. RefSeq lists its product as uncharacterized. Gene Ontology annotation, biological process: mitochondrial fusion. Bases 453 to 1097 code for a protein of 214 amino acids. The transcript has 10 exons. Lineage: Eukaryota; Metazoa; Chordata; Amphibia; Anura; Pipidae. Gene Ontology annotation, cellular component: mitochondrial outer membrane. The record is from RefSeq and is a predicted model, not a curated record.
AACUGCCUGCCUCACUGCCCUGCAACACCACCAGCUGCCGUAGAACUGCCUGCCUCACUGCCCUGCAACACCACCAGAGCUUUUGGAAAUUCGGCUCCUCUAUCUAGUCGGCACCUCCCGCUCCCUCCAGAUUCUUCAAGUAAGUUAUGAAUAAAGGGAUAUUCCUUGCUUUUCAUUGGCGGCAGGGGACUGAAAGGGAAUGGCUGUCUCCAUUUGAACAUCUGCUGCCCUGAUGGAGGGGAGAGUGGAGCUGAAGGAGUGAGUAGAAGAGCUUGAGCACAAGUGCAUCCAAGGGGAGACAGGCCGUGCUGGUGGAAGAUGGGACACAUGAAGGUGCCACGUUCUUUGCCUUAGCGAGACCAAAAGGAUAACACUACUGCUACUGCUCUGAAAUAAAAAGAAAAAAAAUCUUGUUUAAGUUAGCUUCCUUGGCGUUUCAGAGAGCAGAGGGGAUGUCCAUCAUUCAGGCCCUUGCCAUGACGGUAGCAGAGAUACCAUUGUUUUUGGACACAACCUUUGGACAGUCCACAUUCUUGCAACUCAGGCUGUCUCCUGGUCUUCGAAAGGUCCUUUUUGCCUCAGCUCUUGGUACGGUCGCCCUAGCCCUGGCUGCACACCAGCUAAAACGGCACAAGCACAAGAAGAAGCAGAUUACAGCAGGCAAUGGAGGCCUAAAGCUCGGCGGGGUGCCUGGCUCUGUUUUGCCCGUUAGGCGUUCUUCCUCAGCUAAAAAAGCUGUCCCUUUUCUUUACAGAGAUGGACUUGGAGUACUCCUGAGCGAGACGCCUGCUGCCCAUUUGGAGGCUGCAAAUCUCUGCCUGACUCUGCUCCCUACAGUGUGGAUGGUGAGUCGCGGUAUCCGGCAGGAGGGCUGGUGUGACGUACUUAAGGCUUUUCAGCUCACAGGGAAAUUCAGUGAGACUUCCGGAAGCUUUCUCUGUUGGUUCCAAGUUCCGGCCUCUGCCUUGUAUUGUGAAAAAGAAGAAAGAGGGUCAGAUUGGAGGGGGUUCUCUGGCCUCUGCUUUAGCCACCGCCCCACAUUCAUCCUAACAACCUUGGGCAGAAAACCAGAAAAAUACAGUUACCAGAAAAGGUAAAAAGCAACUCAGACACAGGGGGAAGAUAGAAUCUCCUAGAGCUCCAUGAGGCGUGAGAACCUUGCUUCUGGGGCAGCAUUGCUGAGGCGGGGCAAUGACCAGACGUUGGACCUUCAUGGAGCGACUCGGUCAAAGGUUGAACCUUUUGAGAGGAGCUUGAACUGAUAAUUCUGACUGGCUGAAAAGCACUGCCCUAAGGUCGGGCCAAUGUGAAGAACUUGACCUGCCAGCAACUGAGACCUGGAUUUUUGGCAAUGCCGUCUCCAGAGUGGCACAUGUUUUGAGGCAGAAGGCAGUUAGAAUUGAAAAUAUUGCUAAAUACAAAUAUAGACUCCCUCACCCUUUCCCACCCCCACCCAUACCCAUUCAUGUCCUCACUUAAUAAUAAUUAUUAACGUAAAAAUGUUCAGAAAUGUCCAGAAACGGCACCCGAGUCCUUGGUUUGUGGCAGUGCUGCUUGAAGAGUGGGAGAUCUAUUAAAUCAGUAGUUAAACAAAAUAGUUAAUAUAACCCUCACCCUUUCCCACCCGUUCCCAUUCCCCUUAACCUACACCAAAUGUAGUUGUGUUAAAAAGUGUUCAAAUAAAUCUUAAAAUGCAA